AAGAAAGUGAAAAUAACUUUCAUUAGCGGCCAUUUUAAUAGUUGUAUGCGAGAUGGGGAAGUUAUCAUUCCACUUUCUAUCGUUUUUGUAUUUGAAAUUCUGCUCCAAUUUGUAAAGGAAAUAAUUUUGUUAUAUUUUAACAAGUUAUUCAAAGGACUUUAUAAGGUUAUAGAAGUGUGAAAAAUAUGAGUUUUUUAUUUGGUGGUCGUUCUUCAAAAACCUUUAAACCAAAGAAAAAUAUUCCUGAAGGAACACAUCAAUAUGAUCUCAUGAAACAUGCUGCUGCAACUCUUGGUAGUGGAAAUCUACGGUUGGCUGUAAUGUUGCCAGAAGGAGAAGAUCUUAAUGAAUGGGUUGCAGUAAAUACUGUUGAUUUCUUUAAUCAGAUCAACAUGUUGUAUGGCACAAUAACAGAGUUCUGUACAGAAGAAAGCUGUCCAGUGAUGUCUGCAGGUCCAAAAUAUGAAUAUCAUUGGGCUGAUGGCCUCACAGUGAAAAAACCAAUAAAAUGUUCUGCACCAAAAUAUAUUGAUUAUCUUAUGACUUGGGUACAAGAUCAAUUAGAUGAUGAGACAUUAUUUCCAUCUAAAAUAGGUGUUCCAUUUCCGAAGAAUUUUCUCUCCAUUGCAAAGACUAUUUUAAAACGCUUGUUCAGAGUUUAUGCACAUAUAUAUCAUCAACAUUUUUCUGAAGUUGUUCAGCUUGGAGAAGAAGCUCAUCUAAACACGAGUUUCAAACAUUUCAUAUUUUUUGUUCAGGAGUUUAAUCUUAUUGACAAACGAGAACUUGCACCACUGCAAGAAUUAAUUGAAAAACUGACCAGCAAGGAUCGUGAGAAAGAAAAAGAUAAUACAACCCAACACUGACAGUCCCUUUUUGAAAUGUUGUCUUGUAUGCAAAUUAAAGAAUUUAAAUUUAAACUGCAAAUUGUACACAUCAAGCAUUCAGAUAUCUGAAUUAGUGCAAUCGUAAAGCAUUUCUCAGGUUAUUUUAUUAAAUUUAAAGCGAAAAGAAAUGUUUUCUAACAAAAUUUGAUUUUAGGAAUUACAUUUUGGACCAGAUAUACAAUUUUUCUAGUACAGAGCAUAGGGGUGUUGUUUAGGUUUCAAGUGUCCUUAAAUAAGGUCAGAUAAAUCUGCACCUCAUAGUUUCCUAUUUUUGAAUAGAAAACACCGAGUUUGUAAUUUUUGGAUAUCGUAUUUCAAUAAGAAUGGUCAUAAUUUAUAAUAAAAAAAAAACAAAAAAGAAAAAAAAUGCCAAAAUCUCUAAAUCGCACUAACUGUGAACAGAAUAAAAAUGUGCUUAUGUGUAAAAAAAGAAAUUAAUCGUGUUAUCACCUAAAGUUGUAAGUUUUAUUGAAUUUUAAAACAGAAAAUUUUUUCUGCAAGUUAUUUAGUAUAUAAUAUGAAAAUAUAUACUGUACAUUCAUAUAUGUUAAUAUCUUAAGUUACAUUUGUUGUUUUUGUUUUUGGAAAAAUAUUUAUUUGAGUAAAAUAUAGUCAAUCAAAUCAUAAGAUUUAUUUUUUAGUAGAUAAUAUGUAGUUUCAGAGAAUGAAAACAGGAAAAGUUUUUUUAAUAUAUACUGAGAAGUAUAUAAAAUCACUUUUUGUAAUGGUUAAAUUUUACGGAACUUGUUUUAACUGAUUAUGUUGUGAGAAACAAAAUACUAUUUUUAAUCAGUUAAUUCUAAAUAUUGGAUAUUAUUAUUCAUUUAAAACAUUUCAUUAUGCACCUGUGUUGAAAGAUUUUGAUAUUUUAUCAGCAUAAGCAUUCUUCCUGUUUUUUUUUCCUGUUUGGAUAACAGUUACACAAUUGUCAGGAGGAAAAGACAAUAGGAAAAAAAAAAUACUGAGAAUUUUACAUAUAUACACAAAUUUAAUUUUGUUUAAUUGCUGCAUAUGCUUAUGCAUUCACUUUAAAAUUGUAAUGUGCAUUGUUAUAACUCACUUGUAGCAGUGUUUUCUAGGAGGUGCUAGUGAAAAAUUUUCCAAAAAAAAAAAAAAGAAGAAAAAAAUGUAUCAAGUUUUGUGAACAUGUACAGUGAACAACUUAAAAGUUAAUAAA
Molecule: messenger RNA, 2064 nt
Organism: Centruroides sculpturatus (bark scorpion)
Lineage: Eukaryota; Metazoa; Arthropoda; Arachnida; Scorpiones; Buthidae
Gene: mats
Product: MOB kinase activator 1B
Exons: 4
Coding region: 186-866 (226 amino acids)
Biological process (GO): positive regulation of protein phosphorylation; hippo signaling
Cellular component (GO): nucleus; cytoplasm
Molecular function (GO): protein kinase activator activity
Source: RefSeq, a predicted model, not a curated record